AUGGAGCUGACUAAAGUAUGGGAACAAGAAAUUGUUCGUCUAAUCCUUCAAUUCUUGAACGAUUACGGUUAUGGAAGUACUCUAAAAUGCUUGGAAAAUGAAAGUGGACUUUGCUACGAAACAGAGAACGUCAAGUCGUUUCAAAAAGGCGUCCUUUCCGGUGACUGGCAAAUCGCUGAGAGUUGCUUUGCUUCUAUGAAGCUGAGGGACGAAAGCAAAAGAAAUGAAGCGCUUUUUCUUCUGCAAAAACAAAAAUGUUUAGAGUUAGCUGAAAUGGGAUCACUUUGUGAGGCAAUCUUUGUUUUGCAAACAACCGAUAAUACAUACUUUAAUCAAAGCAAAGAGGAGUUGAUCUCGCAAAUAAUGUUUUCAAGAAAAAAAUUCACAGAAUCCGCACACGGCAUAAAAGACAACCGUACUGCUUUAUUAAAUGAACUCUCCUUCUACAUAAGCGCUGACAUUAUGAUGCCGAAAAACCGACUCUUGAAUCUUUUGGAACAGGCAAAAAACCAUCAGAUUUCUUCCCAAUGCUAUCAUAAUGUUCUGAAAAACUUCACCUUUCUCUCUGAUUAUCAAGCCGAGCCUAGCGAAAUCCCAACAAAGGAGAUACAUUGUUUCGACGACCACACAAGUGAAGUUUGGCAAAUUUCCUACUCAAGUAGCGGCAAGUACUUAGCGUCCGCUUCGCAAGAUAAGUCUACCAUAAUUUUUGAUUUGGUUAAUAUGAAGAUGCUACACCGACUAAUUGGACACAGUAAAGAGGUGGCUUAUGUGAAAUGGUCUCCGGAUGAUCGUUAUUUACUUACUUGCUCUAAUGACUACUCGGUUAUACUUUGGGAUGCGUUUACCGGCGAGAAGAUCCGGCAUUUAAAAGAGCAUACUUACUUUGUGAGCUGUUGCUGUUGGCUACCCGAUGGAUUGUCUUUCAUUACUGGGUCUCCUGAUAUGACGAUUAUUCAUUGGUCGUUAACUGGAGAGAUUUUGCAUAAAUGGAAGGAUGUCAAUAUUUACGAUAUGGCAAUUAGUAAUGACGGAUCAAAAUUGUAUGCUGUUGGGUACCAGAAGCAAAUGGAAAGUGAAGAUAAGCAUAUUGCUGUUUAUUCCAUACCUACAAGAGAAUGCCUUAAAAAAAUUCAUCUUGAAUCCAAGGUGACUUCCAUAUCGCUUUCAAAAGACUCUCGUUAUGCCCUGACGAACAUCGAGCCACAUACAAUAUUGCUUUGGGAUAUACAAGAGUGUCGCAUUAUUCGGCAAUACAUGGGUCAUAAGCUUGGGAACUGGCUGAUCGGUUCAUGUUUCGGCGGUCAAGAUGACACGUUUGUAUUAAGCGGCAGCCAAGACGAGUUUAUUCGAAUAUGGCAUCGAGACUCUGGGAAACUGCUUAGCACUUUACCAGGACACUCAAAAUGCGUCAACUACAUCGCUUACAAUCCAGUGGAUCCCUAUCAAUUUGCUUCAGCUAGUGACGACAGCACUAUUCGUGUAUGGUCAAACCAAGAACCUCAAUAA
Messenger RNA from Schizosaccharomyces osmophilus, 1509 nucleotides. RefSeq names its product GID complex WD repeat subunit Gid7 (gene gid7). The transcript has 3 exons. Gene Ontology annotation, molecular function: protein binding. Gene Ontology annotation, biological process: proteasome-mediated ubiquitin-dependent protein catabolic process. The record is from RefSeq and is a predicted model, not a curated record. Gene Ontology annotation, cellular component: GID complex. Lineage: Eukaryota; Fungi; Ascomycota; Schizosaccharomycetes; Schizosaccharomycetales; Schizosaccharomycetaceae. The coding region runs from base 1 to 1509 and encodes 502 amino acids.